CUCCUCACUCCACAUUUGAGCGUCGUUGCGCACGGUCCUCCUCCUCCUCCUCCUCCUCUUCCUCUUCUCCACUCAGCUCAUCUCAUCUCUCCAGGAGCUACUCUUUUGUUUCUUACCUCGUCCAAAAAAGGGGGGGAAACAAACACAGAAUCUGCGCUUUAGAGAUCACUUCAAGUUUAAAGCGGCUGCGUCAAGUUAGAUUCAAAUCCAAGCUUUGUUUGGCUCUGGGAUAAUCGUGCGGGAUCUGCGGCGGAUACACUGAUACUCCUGCGUGCGGACAGAGGAGCUCAAAGGAUUUGGGUGGAUGGUUUUAAAUGUUCACCAGCUCUGGCACAAUAUUCACCGGACGCAUCUAGGAGCUCCCGGACCCUCCUUCCCCCCCUGUUAACAAACAGAGGGACCAUGUUGUGGGACAAACUGUGCUGGCUGCUGGCCCUUCUGGCCUUGUCAUCCGCGGUGCUGACCUCCUCUAAUGAGCCCCUCUCCGCUCCGAGGAUCUUCCUGUCCUUCAAAGAGUUGAAGUCCACUGGCACUGCUCACCACUUCUCCUUUUUGCUGAACUCGACCGACUAUCGUAUCCUCCGCAUGGACGAGGACCACGACCGCAUGUAUGUGGGCAGCAAAGAUUACAUCCUCUCUCUGGAUCUGCACGACAUCAACAAGGAGCCACUCAUAAUCCACUGGCCUGUUGUCCCACAGAGGAAGACUGAAUGUGUUUUGUCGGGAAAAGACUCUAAUGGGGAAUGUGGAAACUUCAUCCGUCUGAUCGAGCCGUGGAACCGGACCCACCUGUAUGUGUGCGGGACAGGGGCGUACAACCCCAUCUGCACCUUCGUGGACCGAGGACGCAGGUCGCAGGGGUCCCACUUCCUACAGGCACCCCAAUCUGGAGGGAGAACAAGUCGGGCAGCAGACUUCAGCACUACAUCAGAGCACUUGGAGGCGAAGGAAUAUAUUUUCCGACUUGAACCUGGUAAAGUGGAUUCUGGUAAAGGAAAAUGUCCGUAUGACCCCAAACUGAACAGCGUCUCAGCUUUGAUCAAUGGAGAGCUGUACGCAGGAGUCUACAUCGAUUUCAUGGGAACAGACUCUGCUAUCUUCCGUACGCUGGGGAAGCAGACAGCCAUGAGGACUGAUCAGUACAACUCCAGAUGGUUGAACGACCCCACAUUCAUCCACGCACACCUCAUCCCAGACAGCGCAGAGAAGAAUGAUGACAAGCUCUACUUUUUCUUCCGCGAGAAAGCCUCCGAGAUGGGCCAGAGUCCCAUGACCCAGUCCAGGAUAGGGCGGAUCUGCCUGAAUGACGACGGUGGACACUGCUGCCUGGUCAACAAGUGGAGCACAUUUCUGAAGGCUCGACUCAUCUGCUCGGUGCCUGGACCGGAUGGCAUCGAGACGCACUUUGAUGAACUGAGGGAUGUGUAUAUCCAGCCAACUCAAGACACCAAGAAUCCUGUCAUCUACGGAGUCUUCUCAGUGUCGGGCGCCGUCUUUAAAGGCUCGGCGGUGUGCGUGUACUCCAUGGCCGACAUCCGCAUGGUGUUCAACGGGCCCUUCGCCCACAAGGAAGGGCCCAACUACCAGUGGGUGGCGUACUCGGGGAAGAUCCCCUACCCACGACCUGGCACUUGUCCUGGAGGCACCUUCACCCCUAACAUGAAAUCCACAAAGGAUUACCCAGAUGAGGUUAUCAACUUCAUGAGAAACCACCCCACCAUGCACAAUGCUAUAUACCCAGUGCACAAGCGCCCCCUGGUGGUCAGAACCAACGUGGAGUAUGAGUUCACCACAAUUGCCGUGGACCAAGUGGCAGCUGCUGACGGCAACUACGAGGUGCUCUUCCUGGGAACAGAUCGAGGGACAGUCCAGAAAGUUAUUGUCCUGCCAAGAGACGACUUGCAGACAGAGGAGCUGGUCUUGGAGGAAGUGGAGGUCUUUAAGGUUCCCACUCCAAUUACCACCAUGAAGAUUUCAUCCAAACGACAACAACUGUACGUGGGGUCAGUCCUGGGUGUGACCCACCUCGCGCUCCAUCGCUGCGACGUGUACGGCGAGGCCUGCGCUGACUGCUGUCUGGCCAGAGACCCGUACUGCGCCUGGGACGGCAAAUCCUGCUCGAGAUACUCUGCCUCACAGAAGAGAUCUGACCCCUUUAGACGGAGCCGACGACAGGAUGUAAAGUACGGCAACCCAAUCCGCCAGUGCAGAGGUUACAACUCCAAUGCAAACAAGAACACUCUGGAGACCGUUCAGUAUGGUGUGGAGGGCAGCACCACGUUUGUGGAGUGUCAGGCCCGGUCUCCUCAUAUGUCCCUGAAGUGGCACCUGCAGAAGGAAAACAGUGACAGAAGGAAAGAGAUUCGCUCCGAGGGCCGCACCCUGAAAACAGAGCAGGGCCUUCUAAUCCGCUCACUGCAGUCCUCUGACAGCGGCAUAUACCAGUGCACGUCCACGGAGAAAAACUUCAAGCACACGCUCGUCAAGCUGCAGCUCGUGGUCCUCUCCAGCCGCACGGUCAACAGCGUGCUGGUGGAGACGGGCAGCCCGGCGCUGCCCCCGCUCCAGUCCAGCGCCUGGACCCCGAGCGCUGGCCAGUACAAGGACCUGCUGACGAUUCUGAGCCAGCCGGAGAUGGGCCUCAUCAACCAGUACUGCCAGGAUUACUGGCAGCUCGGAGACGCCGGCCUCGGGGACAGCAAAGCCAAAAGCCUGAAGGAGCUGAAAGAACAGAAGAAGCCGCGCAACCGUCGGCAUCACGACGAGGAAACGACUCCGGCUGAGACAUGAGGAGCUGGACGAGGCACCCCGUCAUCCUCAAACCCCUCCCCGUCUACCACACAACCUCCGAAACACUGCAACCCUCCAUCUUAGGGAACUGAAAUCAUGUUGUCAUCAUGGACGAGACAGACACUGCAACCCAAAGCAACAGCAUCCAACAGUUUCUAUGUAACUGUUCAAAAAAUUCACAAUAUUUAUUGUAGGUUGUAAAAAGUAAUUCUUUGUACGUAUUUAGAAGACAUGUUUUUUGUGAAUAGGUCAAUCUGUGCAAAUAUUGUUGUUAUUAUAUUAUUGUUAGUGUUAUUUCUUUAUAACAAUGUGUUAUUAUGUUGAGAAUAUGUUUAUGUUUGGUGUUUUUGAGAAACAGCAACAGUAACCAAGGACGUUGGAAGUGUCCACACAAGGACGAGGACCGAUGGACGUGUAUUCAGAAACGGUUAAUGUUGGGAUCACAUGACUGCUGGCAGUAUUCAGUGUCUAAGCCGGAGGUGGAAUCAAGGAGUCACUGCUCUUCUUCCUGAAAUGUCUUCACCAGAACGCUCUACUGUGUAACAGACAGUUUUUUUUUAUUUUUAUGACUGCAAGAUACAAGCUAUUGACAGAAGGAUGAUGACAUUUCAUGGGACAUUUUCCGGAUAAAGAGAAAUGCCCACAGACUGCAGCUGUGUCACAGUCCUUCAGUCACUUGGUAAUGAACAGUCAUCUCCUCUCUAGACGAUGUGGUCCAGCCCCGGCCGAAAGCCACGACGUUAUUUCACUCAUCGCCCGAAUUCUUCCGAAAUCCGUUGCUGCCAAGUGUUUGUUUUGUUUCUAUGUGAAUAUCACAUCUCAAUGUUGUAUCCUUAACAAACGUGAUCUUCGUGAUAAGCUGUUUUUAUUUAGUUUUUUUGCGGGGGUGGGGGGGAAAGGGUCUUUUAACGACACAAAAGCUGAAAAUAUAACAUUGCCUUCUCUUUUCUCUCUGUUUCGAGAUAAGAAAUUCCAGCAGGCAGCUACGUGUGAGUUUGUGACAGUUUGUGAUUUAAAAAGAAAA
Molecule: messenger RNA, 3814 nt
Organism: Hippoglossus stenolepis (Pacific halibut)
Lineage: Eukaryota; Metazoa; Chordata; Actinopteri; Pleuronectiformes; Pleuronectidae
Gene: sema3fa
Product: sema domain, immunoglobulin domain (Ig), short basic domain, secreted, (semaphorin) 3Fa
Exons: 19
Coding region: 403-2790 (795 amino acids)
Biological process (GO): negative regulation of axon extension involved in axon guidance; neural crest cell migration; negative chemotaxis
Molecular function (GO): chemorepellent activity; semaphorin receptor binding
Source: RefSeq, a predicted model, not a curated record